CCGCUUGUCUUCUUCACCUUAUUCCCCGCCCUUCUACCCUUUCUUCCCCCGCGGCCCCCUCCCCGCAGGGAUAAUAUGGUCUCCGGCAAUGGACGUCCCAAGUGCAGGAUGCGCCUUUGAGUACCUUAUUGAAACAUUAAAUGACAGUUCACAUAAGAAGUUCUUCAAUGUACCUAAACUUGGAGGCACCAAGUAUGAUGUUCUGCCUUACUCAAUACGGGUCCUUUUGGAAGCUGCUGUACGAAAUUGUGAUGGCUUGUUAAUGAAAAAGGAAGAUGUUAUGAACAUUUUAGACUGGAAAACCAAACAAAACAAUGUUGAAGUGCCCUUUUUCCCUGCCCGUGUUCUUCUUCAAGAUUUUACUGGAAUCCCGGCAAUGGUGGAUUUUGCUGCUAUGAGAGAGGCAGUGAAAACUCUUGGAGGUGAUCCUAAGAAAGUACAUCCUACCUGUCCAACAGAUCUUACGGUUGACCAUUCUUUACAAAUUGACUUCAAUAAAUGUGCAAUACAGAAUGCUCCAAAUCCUGGAGGUGGUGACCUGCAGAAAGCAGGAAAGCUCUCUCCACUUAAAGUGCAACCUAAGAAGCUUCCCUGCAGAGGCCAGACUACCUGCCGAGGAUCAUGUGAUUCUGGAGAACUGGGCCGAAACUCAGGAAAAUUUUCUUCACAGAUUGAGAAUACACCCAUUCUCUGUCCUUUUCAUUUGCAACCAGUGCCUGAACCUGAUACAGUGUUAAAAAAUCAAGAAGUUGAAUUUGGCAGAAAUCGAGAGAGGCUUCAAUUUUUCAAGUGGAGUUCAAGAGUUUUUAAGAAUGUGGCUGUAAUCCCUCCUGGAACUGGAAUGGCUCAUCAAGUAAACUUAGAAUAUUUGUCGAGAGUGGUUUUUGAAGAAAAGGACCUUCUCUUUCCAGACACUGUGGUUGGCACCGAUUCUCACAUAACCAUGGUGAAUGGUUUGGGGAUUCUGGGGUGGGGAGUUGGAGGCAUUGAAACAGAAGCAGUUAUGCUUGGUCUGCCAGUUUCUCUUACUUUACCAGAGGUGGUUGGAUGUGAGUUAAUUGGUUCAUCAAACCCUUUUGUUACAUCCAUAGAUGUUGUUCUUGGUAUUACGAAGCACCUCAGACAAGUAGGAGUGGCUGGAAAAUUUGUUGAAUUUUUUGGAAGUGGAGUUUCACAAUUGUCUAUAGUUGAUCGAACUACAGUAGCAAACAUGUGUCCAGAAUAUGGUGCUCUCCUCAGCUUUUUCCCUGUUGACAAUGUGACAUUAAAACACUUAGAACAUACAGGUUUUGAAAAAGCCAAACUCAAGUCAAUAGAAACAUACCUUAAAGCUGUGAAAUUGUUUCGAAAUGACCAGAAUUCUUCAGGAGAGCCUGAAUACUCCCAGAUGAUCCAGAUUAAUCUGAAUUCAAUAGUUCCAUCUGUCAGUGGUCCAAAAAGACCACAGGAUAGAGUUGCUGUGUCAGAUAUGAAAAGUGAUUUCCAAGCUUGCCUAAAUGAAAAGGUUGGAUUUAAAGGAUUCCAAAUUGCAGCUGAAAAACAAAAUGAUAUCGUGUCUGUUCAUUAUGAAGGAAGUGAAUAUAAGCUGUCUCAUGGGUCUGUGGUCAUUGCUGCAGUUAUCAGUUGUACCAAUAACUGCAAUCCAUCUGUUAUGCUCGCUGCAGGUCUUUUGGCUAAAAAGGCUGUUGAAGCAGGUCUGCAUGUUAAACCGUAUAUAAGAACAAGUUUAUCUCCAGGCAGUGGGAUGGUUACACAUUACCUCAGUUCAAGCGGAGUAUUACCAUAUCUUAGUAAGCUCGGAUUUGAAAUAGUUGGAUAUGGAUGUUCAACCUGUGUGGGAAAUACAGCACCCUUAUCAGAAGCAGUUUUAAAUGCAGUAAAACAGGGUGAUUUGGUUACUUGUGGAGUUUUAUCUGGAAACAAAAAUUUCGAAGGUCGUCUUUGUGAUUGUGUUCGUGCCAAUUAUCUUGCCUCUCCACCUUUAGUGGUAGCUUAUGCCAUAGCAGGCACAGUGAAUAUAGAUUUCCAGACGGAGCCUUUAGGUACUGACUCUACUGGCAAGAACAUUUACCUGUGUGAUAUUUGGCCUAGUCGAGAAGAGGUUCAUCAGGUAGAGGAAGAACAUGUGAUAUUAUCCAUGUUUAAAGCAUUGAAAGAGAAAAUAGAGAAGGGAAAUAAAUGGUGGAAUUCCUUGGAAGCACCAGAUUCAGUUUUGUUUCCCUGGGAUUUAAAGUCGACUUACAUUAGAUGUCCUUCAUUUUUUGAUAAACUUACCAAAGAGCCAGUUGCAAUCCAGCCAAUUGAAAAUGCCCAUGUGUUAUUAUAUCUGGGAGACUCUGUCACAACAGAUCAUAUAUCACCUGCUGGAAGCAUUGCUAGGAGUAGUGCUGCUGCUAAGUAUUUGACAAACAGAGGCCUUACCCCUCGUGAAUUCAACUCGUAUGGAGCCCGAAGAGGUAAUGACGCUGUGAUGACAAGAGGAACUUUUGCAAAUAUCAAGCUUUUUAAUAAGUUUAUUGGAAAACCAGCCCCCAAAACAAUUCAUUUUCCAUCAGGACAAACGCUAGAUGUAUUUGAGGCUGCAGAGCUGUAUCAGAAAGAAGGUAUCCCACUGAUUAUUUUAGCAGGAAAGAAAUAUGGUUCAGGAAAUUCAAGAGACUGGGCUGCCAAAGGACCGUAUUUGCUGGGUGUGAAAGCUGUUUUGGCUGAAACUUAUGAAAAGAUUCACAAAGAUCAUUUGAUUGGAAUUGGCAUAGCCCCACUUCAGUUCCUUCCAGGAGAAAAUGCGGAUUCCUUGGGUCUCUCUGGCAGAGAAACAUUUUCCUUAACAUUUCCUAAAGAACUGUUGCCUGGAAUGACAUUAAAUAUAAAGACAAGCACUGGAAAAGUGUUCAGGGUGAUUGCUUCAUUUGAAAAUGAUGUGGAAAUUACAUUAUACAAACAUGGAGGAUUAUUAAACUUUGUGGCACGAAAAUUCUCAUAGUAUCUACUGACUAUGGAUACCUUUCAUAACUGUUAACUGCAAAGCCUUUUGUGCUAGACCGAGGAAUCCUUACCAUGGAACUGCAGACAGUCCCAGUGUGCUCACUUAUCUCAUCCAUGGAUGUAAAUGAUUGUGAAUCAACAUAGUGACUGAAAUGAAAUCUUCUUGAUUUUAAAUAAUAUACGAAUGGUGCUAUUAACAUUGCUAAAGUCAACGUGUGAAGUGUGUUGUGGAAGAGACCUGUAAGUAUGGGGGCAAUAUUUUAUCAGACCAUUUUGUAAAUAAAGGCAGAAUUUGAACUUGUGUUGAAAAUUCUUAUAUAUGAGAGUAACCUUGCUGAAGUUGUUUAAUUUUGCACCUAUAAAACUGUAAUACUACUGUUUGUUGGUUUGAGUAGCAAAUUGAAGUAUAAGAAGCAAGAUUAGACUCUAAAAUUGUGGAAGUUGCAAUCUAAUUUAGAAUGGAUUUUCAGAUAUAUUAAUUCCUUUUCAGAAAUGAGCUGGACAUAGUUGGUACUCUUUGUUUAUAAUGUAAGCUAGGGUUAUCCUCAGUCUCAGUCUAACUAGAAAGGAUUGAACCUACCCAGACCACAAUCAUUCUGUCCAAUCUGGCCAAGGAUUCGUCUGCAUCUAAAGAUGGGCCAUUACAGAACACAACUGAUUGUCUGGCACCCAAGUACUAACAGUGGAAAUAUGUUAUCGCAUAUGACACAGCCCUAAAUUUUCAGUAAUUCGCUACUCUGACCCUCUGGCAGGCCUCAGAUGGCAUUAUAUUAAUUGGAUUGAUUGUUUUGCUUAACCUAAUAUGAAGCUAUUACUUCCUAUAACAUAAUAUUUUACUUAUCAUUAAUCAAAAUUACAGACUUGUUUUACAGUUGCUAAAAAGAACUUUAAUCCUUAAACUCUAAAAUGAUUUUUUCUGGACAGUUACAUUAUCCACCCUAAAUUAUAUUGUUGCUCAAACUUUAACAUUUAAAAGUUGGUUAGUUCUUAGUUAUUUAAAUUGAUUUCCUGUCAUUUUGUGUCAUUAUCUUACCUGGGAUACCUUAUUCUGUUGAUUAUAUGUUUUCUUGUUUUAACCAAAGCUGACCAUCAAGAUAAACACUUAAGUUGUUGCUGUCUGAGUAUCAUAUUUUCUUAAUUUGCAUGUCCAUUCACCAUAUCAAAUGGUCUGUCACAAGAAGUUUGGCAGCUUUUAAGAAAAAGUUUGGCUAAUGAAUUCCAGAAGGUCCUAUACCUUCUUUUUAAUUAAGAAGUUAAACUUAGCAGGCAAAAGGUUAAUUGUAGUGAUUUUUUUUUUCCACAUGGAGAUCCUAUGACCUAAUUAAGUUACUACAAUUCAGAAUUAGCUCACAUUGCACAGAAUAAAGAAUUAUUUCUUUUAAGAUAAAAUGUUGAAACUACCAAACCAGUGGGUGAAGACCACUGAGAACUUUGCACAUAAUCAAUCAUGCAAUCUUCUGAAAAUAUUUUGCAAAUAUGUUUAGAUAAUAUGUACUGGAGUUUGACAAAACAAUUUCCCCUCUUUAUUUAAAUUAAAAAAAUAUAUUUUCUUUGAUACCUGCAAAUCAUAUUGUUUUCUUAUGCUACUGUAUAUUGUCCGUGCAUGUGUUUUUAAUUUACAUGAAAACAUGAGUUAGAGAUGGAGAAUUUACAAGUUGAAUGUUAAAAUAUUGUUGUGUGCUUUGAAGAAAUAGUAAUUCCAGAUAGGGGAGGGAGAUGGAAUCUGUAUUAUUUUGAAGCCAUUCUACAUAAAUAGCUUAUGGGCAAAGAUAUGUUCAUCAUCAUAAACAGCCAAUCCAGGAGAUGUAGCUGAUGAAGAUGGCUAGCUAAGAAUUAAGUAUUUACAUUUCCAGUCUACCUGGUCCAGUAAUUGUUGCCGUCAUUAGCAGAUCUUGUAUUUCGGGAACAAAAAUCAAGGUUCUCAUAAUCUCAUGCUUAUAUACAGUGAAUGAAAAGCUUGAUAAGUGUGGUUUUCAAUUGAGGAGAGUCAUGGGUGUUUGUCUCAGUGUGUACCUUAUAAUUCUGCCUUUAGCCAAAUGCUGUGUUUACAAAAACAGCAUGUGUUGAUUUUUCUUGUUUUGCUUACCUCCUUUGUUGAUUGUAUAUGGGUGAUUUUAUAUUAUCAGAAAAAUCACAAAUAUUGUGAAAAGGAAGUGUAAUAGGCACAUAAGAGAAGCACAUCAGUGUUGUAAACUUUAAAGUAAAAUUUCAAAGGUCGUUAUCACCAGCAGCAUGGGUGGUGGUGAUUUUUUUUUAACUUUUAAAAACAUGCUGUACACCUUGCCAAAUUUCAUGCCUUUGAGGUUUGCUACUCCUAUAAAAUGAAAUCAGUGAAAAUGUCAUCCAGCUAUUGAAUUGAUAUUACACCAAAAACUUUUCCAAGAUGACAGUUGUCGUUAUUUCCUGUUUUAUCUUUAAGCUCAUAAUCUAAUGAGAGGUAUCGAGAAUCAGAGGUAUCAGAAUCCCUUAGCCAGAUUGCUUGGUUUUUCACUGGCAAUUAAAUUGCAGUGGAACUAAAAGAAAGAAAAGCAAAGACCUAAAUUAGAGUCAUAGUGGUUUGCAUAUGUGGUGACAGUGCUAUAGGCAUUCUUCUUCUCAGUGAUGAGUGAUUGGAUGAAGAAAAAUUAUUUGUUAUUUUGCUAUGGUUGAAUUAAAAGACAUCACUCGUUCGCCUCUAGGUUUAGGAGAAGGUACUAAGGUUCUGGAUGUUGCCCCUAUCUUUUGAUUUGGAGUAACAAGAGAGAGAGGAAGGGAUGAACUUAGGCUUUUUCAUUGUUUUUCUCCUGAAGUGUGAUAAUGCUGAUGUUUCUAUCAAUUUUACAUAUAAUAUAUGGCUACAAAACCAUAUGUCUCACUUAAGUAAUUACAAAUCAUUGUCUAUUAUUUAAAGCCAACAAAACAGUGUAACAGUUUUUUAAGUUCAAUAAUGUUAAGUAUUGUAUAGAAAUAUAUUGGAGGCAAAGUUCAGUUGAUGACAAUUGUGUAUAUGUUACUGAUGCUGUAAAUUAUUUUUAAUAAAGAAAAUUGUAUUAUCACAUA
Molecule: messenger RNA, 6024 nt
Organism: Choloepus didactylus (southern two-toed sloth)
Lineage: Eukaryota; Metazoa; Chordata; Mammalia; Pilosa; Megalonychidae
Gene: IREB2
Product: iron responsive element binding protein 2
Exons: 22
Coding region: 89-2983 (964 amino acids)
Biological process (GO): citrate metabolic process; tricarboxylic acid cycle
Cellular component (GO): cytosol; mitochondrion
Molecular function (GO): aconitate hydratase activity; iron-responsive element binding; 4 iron, 4 sulfur cluster binding
Source: RefSeq, a predicted model, not a curated record